Stylophora pistillata is the source of this 1260-nucleotide messenger RNA. RefSeq lists its product as uncharacterized. The record is from RefSeq and is a predicted model, not a curated record. Lineage: Eukaryota; Metazoa; Cnidaria; Anthozoa; Scleractinia; Pocilloporidae.
AUGCCUGGAAAAUGCAAAUUCCAAGAUGCUUGGCUGAGUGACCCGCAGUAUAAUAAGUGGAUAGAACGCGGGAGUUCUUCGUCAGAGGCAAAAUGUAAAGCAUGCAAAAAGACAUUCGCUGUUCAAAAUAUGGGAGAAGCAGCAGUGAAAAGCCACAUGAAAUCGAAGAAGCACGUCGAUGCUGUUAAAGACGAGAGUAGCAAUGCCAGCCUCAGAAACUUUUUACCUGCUGUUGGAAGCCAGCGUGGUUCUCAUGAAGUAGGACGCUCUGAACAGCCAUGUUCUUCCGGUGCCGGUGAUAUAAGAAAUUAUGUGGCUUCAAAUGAGACACUUGCUGCAGAAGUUUUGUGGGCACUGAAAGUAAUCUUGUCUCACUAUAGUUACAAGAGCUGUGAGGACAUUCCAGAACUAUUUAAACGUAUGUUUCCGGACAGCCAGAUAGCCAGCAAGUUUUCCUGUGGCGAGAAAAAAUGUGCUUACUUAGCUUGUUUUGGCAUAGCACCCUAUUUCCAACGUAAGCUUACGGAUGAAGUCACAAAACUUGAAUUGUUUGUUUUACUUUUUGAUGAAUCGCACAAUAAAGUUACCCAAACCAAGCAGAUGGAUCUGCAUGUUAGGUUUUGGGAUGCAAAGAACUCCAGAGUGCAGACAAGGUACCUAACCUCUGUAUUUCUGGGACAUGCUACAGCCCACGACCUUUUGGAAAAGAUCGUUAGCUACCUUGAUAGUAUCAAGAUUCAGAAGUCCAACAUAUUGCAGUUGUCAAUGGACGGGCCUAACGUGAAUUGGAAACUGCAUGAGCUAUUCCAGGAACUGAUCUAUGAGGUUGACGAAAACGCACCCAUCUUAGUUAACGUAGGCUCUUGUGGACUUCACAUUGUACACAAUGCUUUCAAAGCUGGAUCAAAGGCAUCUACUUGGAGCAUUCAGGAAGUUCUGUCUUCUCUUCAUUGGUUAUUUGUGGAUUCACCAGCACGAAGAGAGGAUUACACAGAAAUAACCAGCAGUGUUGUAUUUCCAAUUAAGUACUGCAAGCACAGAUGGCUGGAGAACCUGCCAGUUGUAGUACGGGCCCAGGAAAUAUGGAAAGAAGUCACUUUGUAUGUGACAACGGUGCAACGUAGCAGCAAAUAUAGUGUGCCAACUUCAAAGUCCUACAAGACGAUAAGAGAUUCAACCCAAGAUCCACUAAUGCCUCUCAAAUUUGCUGCUUUUGAGUCAGUGGCUAAACAGCUGCAACCAUUUCUGGUACAGUUCUAA